Molecule: messenger RNA, 662 nt
Organism: Rhipicephalus microplus (southern cattle tick)
Lineage: Eukaryota; Metazoa; Arthropoda; Arachnida; Ixodida; Ixodidae
Gene: Polr2F
Product: RNA polymerase II subunit RpII18
Biological process (GO): transcription by RNA polymerase II; transcription by RNA polymerase I; tRNA transcription by RNA polymerase III
Cellular component (GO): nucleus; RNA polymerase III complex; RNA polymerase I complex
Molecular function (GO): DNA binding
Source: RefSeq, a predicted model, not a curated record
CACUUUUGUAGACAAGGCGAGAACAAAGUCAAGAUGGGUAAGAAGCCGAGUCAGCUCGAAGCACGCCAGUCACCGAUGUCUGCAUUCUGUGUCAACCAACAGUGGCAUUAAUAGCGUUGGUCUAUAUUACUAUUACUAUAGUAUUACUUGCACGCCCGACUACUUGCCUUCAACGACUUGUGAAGUGUAGUGUGCGUGAAGUCGAAAAAUGGCCGAGGAGGAAUACGACGGUGACGACGUUGGCGGCGCCGACGACUUCGACGACGUCGAGGAGGACGAAAACCUCGACGAGAUCGACCAGAAUGACGAAGAGAACAUCGAGCUGCUCCAGGCCGCGGAUGGCCAACCGCAGCAGAACCAGAAGCGCAUCACCACCACAUACAUGACCAAGUACGAGAGAGCGCGAGUGUUGGGCACACGAGCGCUACAAAUUGCCAUGUGCGCGCCUGUCAUGGUGGAGCUGGAAGGCGAGACCGACCCUCUGCAGAUCGCUAUGAAGGAACUCAAGGCACGCAAAAUCCCCAUCAUCAUUCGCAGGUACCUGCCUGACGGCAGCUAUGAAGACUGGGGUAUCGAUGAACUCAUCAUCACUGAUUGAAGCUUGCGUCAUCACCGUUCUGACAAUAAAAGUGUAAAUAAGCCCGUAAUCGAAAUGAACUCAG